AUGCCUGAGGCACUGAAGGCGCUGUUCUCGCAGCACGUGCCGCAGCUAGUGGUGCGCCCUACCAACCACGGCGGCGAGACGCUGCAGGUAGCGAUGGGCGGCACCUCCAUUGAGCGCUCCAUGGUCAACGUGGGCUCUAUCGCUGUGUACCACGUCAAGCCUGUGGUCUCCACUGACAACAAGCUCGGUAAGAAGACCACCAUCUUCACCGUCCACGUGCAGAACGCAAUCACUGGUCGCAGUUGGGUCGUGCACCGCCGCUACUCGGACUUCAUGAUGCUGCGAGGUCUCAUCGCUGAGCAUUUCAAGCUCUUUGGCGACGAGUUUCCUCGAAUCUCGGGCUUCCCCAAGAGUAGCUACGCUCCACAUGCUUUUUACUUGUCAAAUGAGCGGUUGAUAAUUUGCACUCGGUAA
Molecule: messenger RNA, 414 nt
Organism: Phytophthora nicotianae INRA-310
Lineage: Eukaryota; Oomycota; Peronosporomycetes; Peronosporales; Peronosporaceae
Exons: 1
Coding region: 1-414 (137 amino acids)
Molecular function (GO): phosphatidylinositol binding
Source: RefSeq, a predicted model, not a curated record